This is a messenger RNA of Manis pentadactyla (Chinese pangolin), 3526 nucleotides long. It is a transcript of the gene SLC9C1, whose product is annotated as solute carrier family 9 member C1. The transcript is spliced from 27 exons. The record is from RefSeq and is a predicted model, not a curated record. Gene Ontology annotation, cellular component: membrane. NCBI's taxonomy places the organism in Eukaryota, Metazoa, Chordata, Mammalia, Pholidota, Manidae. Gene Ontology annotation, molecular function: sodium:proton antiporter activity; monoatomic ion channel activity. Gene Ontology annotation, biological process: proton transmembrane transport. The coding region runs from base 86 to 3526 and encodes 1146 amino acids.
ACAAGACGAAUGUGAAUUCCAGUGAUUUCAGUUUUUUUAGCAAAGGACUUAUUAAAACGUGGUGGAAAUUCUCCGGAAUAUAUUCAUGAACACUUCUCAGGAUCUCCCUGAAAUCAUUCUAAUACUGUCUUUGAUCUGCACAGUUGGAGCAUUUUUAAAACUACGUUUGAAAGACUUUCCAAUUCCUCUCCCUGUGAUAUUGUUUUUAAUUGGAUGUAGUUUUGAAAUACUAAGUUUUACAUCUGACCAGGUCCAAAGAUACACAGAUGCCAUACAACAGAUGAAUCCACACUUAUUUUUUAAUAUAUUUACACCAGUAAUUAUCUUUAAUGUUGCAUUUGACAUGGACAUUUACAUGCUCCACAAGUUAUUUUGGCAGAUACUUUUAAUUACAAUUCCUGGCUUUCUGAUGAAUUAUAUUUUAGUUCUUUGGUAUCUGACAUCUGUGAAUCAAUUACUUUUGAAAACCAUCCCAUGGUUAUUAUUUUCAUCUAUCCUUGUGAGUUCAGAUCCCACGCUGACUGCAAUUGCUGUAAGAGACCUUGGUCUUUCUAGAAGCCUCAUCAAUUUAAUUAAUGGGGAAAGUCUGAUGACCUCUGUAAUGUCUUUAAUUAUGUUUACCAGUGUGUUAGAUCUUAACUCUGGCCAGCAAAGGCAAAUGAACUUUUCCUUAGCCCAAGCCUUCCUGAGUGAAAUCUGGUCAUACGUUCUUGCAAGUUUCUUGUUUGGAAUUUUAAGUUCGAAAUUGAUUCAAUUGUGGCUGUCUACUGUUUUUGAUGAUGAUGUCAAUCAUAUCAGUCUCAGCUUUUCAGUUGUGUACCUCAUCUAUUUUAUUUGUGAGCUAGUUGGAAUGUCUGGAAUAUUUACCCUGGCCAUUAUAGGGCUUUUUUUUAAUUCUACAAGUUUUAAACCAGGAGUUGAAGCAGUUCUUCUCAAAUUCUGGAAUUGUCUAUCAUUUGUUGCUCUUCUUAUGGUGUUUACUUUCAUUGGACUUCUAAUUCCUGCACAUACAUAUUUAUCUGUAUCAUUAUCUGAUGUAUAUUACUUAUUAAAUACCUACUUCACACUUAUUGUUUUAAGACUUCUGGUCUUUCUAGCCAUGAGCCCUCUUUUGUCUCGAAUUGGACACGGGUUCAACUGGCGCUGGGCGUUCAUAAUAGUCUGGAGUGAAAUGAAGGGGACCCCCAACAUCACCAUGGCCCUGCUGCUUGCCUACUCGGACCUUCCUCUGGGAUCUGAGAGGGAAAAAUCUCAAUUAUUAUUUCAUGGAGUGUCAGUAUGCUUAGUUUCCUUGAUUGUCAAUAGAUUGAUUUUGCCAACGGCAGUUAGUAAACUUGGUCUCCUUGAUGUCACAUCAACAAAAAAUAAAUCACUUUAUUAUACAUUUCAACACUUUCAAGAGCUUACCAAAUCUACAGUCUCUACACUCAAAUUCGACAAGGAUCUUGCUAAUGCAAAUUGGCACAUGGUUGAGGAAGCACUUAUACUUCAAAACCCAUAUGCGUUGAACCAAGGAGAAGCAACAGGCCAUCAAAAGAUGAGAUGUCCAGACUGUAACAGGAAAAUAGAUGAGACCCUUAACUUUGAAACAAUGGAGUUGGCCAACAGGCGUCUCUUGUCAGCACAAAUAGCAAGCUACCAGAGACAGUACAGGAAUGAGAUUCUGUCCAAGAAGGCGGUUCAGCUGCUGGUAGGUGUAGCAGGAAGCUUUGGUGACAAGGGAGAAUAUAUGAGUCUUGAGGCAAUAAAGAAAUAUUAUGAAAGCAUAAAAUUUCUUGGAUUUAUUAGAAAACUAUUGCUCAAGUGUGUGUAUAAUACUAAAAAGGAAAAAGGGACACCAUCAAGACAUUGCUUUCUUCAUGUAUGCCAUAAGAUUGUAUUUACUGAUGAAUUUGAGUAUGUUGGAUACCUUGUCAUAGUGAUGAAUAUGUUUCCUAUUAUAAUUUCUUGGAUAUCUGUGUUAGGAGAUAUCUAUAAGCAUGAAUUAAGAUACUCUAACUACCUUUUUCUUGCAUUUUAUAUCCUGGAAGCCCUAUUAAAGAUAGCAGCAAUGAGGAAGGAAUAUUUUUUACAUACCUGGAACAAAUUUGAGUUAGCAAUUAUAGUUUUGGGCAUCAUAGAUGUAAUUCUUACUGAGACAAAUUCCAUUGGUUUUACUUUUGAUGUGAUUCAAAUAGUGGUCUUUAUGAAACUUCUUCAACUUGUUCGAGUAUUACGCAUUUUGAAGCUUGUAACACCAAAGUUGCUGCAAAUAACAGAUAAAAGGAUGAGUCAUCAGCUGUCCUUUAAGUACGCAAUACUAAAAGGGUAUGUCCAAGGUGAAGUGGACACAAUGACCAUAAUAGAUAAGAUUGCAAGUUCUGAAGAGGUUAAACAGAUGCUGUUAAGGAGGGUAACAAAGAAUACAGGACAUGCUAUGGAAGAGCUAGGCUACUUAGAGUAUGAUCAUCCAGAAAUCACUAUCACUAUGAAAACAAAGGAAGAGAUUAAUGUUAUGCUUAAUUUGGCUACAGAAAUUGUUAAUGUUUUCAGGUUAAAAGGAAUUAUUCAUGAAGUUGAAGGUUCUGAAAUUGAUAAGUUAAUAAUGGCCAAAAAAAAAGAGAUACUUGACUUUCAACCUAUUAUCAAGCCUCUUACUGUUGAAGAAGCACUGUCUCAUAUUCCAUGGCUAGAUAAAAAUGAAAACCAUAUAAGAUUCAUUCAGGAAAGAGCCAGAAUUUUAACAUUUGAUUGUGAAAAUGAUGUAUUUGAAGAAGGUGAUGAGCCCAAAGGAAUUUAUAUAAUACUUUCAGGCAUGAUAAAGCUUCAAAGAUCAAAGCCAGAUUUGAGAAUUGACGAAAUACUCUGGGAGUCAGAGGAGAAAGAUUAUGAGAUAACUUACACAGACUAUUUGAUCAGCGGGGAAAUAAUAGGAGAGAUAAACUGUUUAACUAAUACUCCCAUGAAAUAUUCUGCUACCUGCAAAACUGUAGUGGAGACAUGUUUUAUUUCCAAAAAUCAUUUGUAUGAAGCUUUUCAACACUACAGUCCUCACAUUGAAUAUAAAAUGUGGCUGAAACUUGGACUUUCUAUUACUGCCAGAAAAAUGAGAGAACAUUUAUCUUAUGAGGAUUGGAACUACAAGAUGCAAUUAAAACUCUGUAACGUUUAUGUAAAAGAUAUACCAAGGAACACCAAAACUAGUAUCUAUGAUAAAACUGUAAUUUACAUCAUUCUCAUACAUGGAGCUGUAGAAGAUUGUUACUUACGAAAAGCUUAUAAGGCACCUUUCUUAAUUCCUAUACCAUGCUAUCAAGUCCAAGGCACUGAAGAUUUCACGAAGGUAAUGAUAGCUCAAACUUCCACUGAUGUGAAAAAACUCAGACGGAACACUAGAAAGUAUGUAUGCUCACAUAAGCCAUCUCUUCCAUCCACAUCAGUGUCUGCAGUGUAUGAAGAUGACCAGGAUGAAACAACUAUUGAGGACAGAGCACAGAGUACUGCUACUGUCAGAAGUCCCAGUGGUCGGUCCCCUGCUCUAGACUAA